CAGCACUCGCUGCAGUCACAUCUCUACUCACCCAUCGAUGCCAUAACCACGAUGGCAACUUCAGAAACCCAAGGCGCAUCCUACGAAGCCGAGCACGUUCACUCGGUCUAUGAAGAAAUUGCAUCCCACUUUUCUUCCACCCGCUACAAGCCCUGGCCCAUAGUUGAGCGUUUUCUAACAGAACAAAAUGACGGCGCCAUAGGCGCAGAUGUGGGAUGUGGGAAUGGAAAGUAUCUGGCUGUUAAUAAGAAGGUGUGGAUUGUGGGCAGUGAUCGGUCUACAAACCUUGUCAAGAUUGCGAAACAACAUGAACCGCACGAUGUAGUCGUAGCAGAUAAUCUCUCGCUACCUCAUCCAAACGGUGUGUUUGAUUUCGCCAUCUCGAUAGCGGUCAUCCAUCAUUUGUCAACGCCGGCGCGGAGAGUGGAGGCCGUCAAGUGUGUUUUGGAUUUACUGCGGCCUUCAUCACCGUCGAAGCAAGAUGGAGAUGCUGGCUUGGAGGGUGGUAGAGCAUUGAUUUAUGUCUGGGCACUUGAACAGAAAGACAGUAGAAGAGGAUGGGACGAAGGUCACGAGCAAGAUGUCAUGGUGCCGUGGGUCUUGAAGCAGAAGAAAGAGAAGGAGAAGGGGCGGAGGAAGAAGAAAGAUGAGAGUCAGGCUGUUGAAGAAGAGGCGCCGAAGCCGGAUGGUGAUAAGACGUUUUUGAGAUAUUAUCAUUUGUAUCGGAAAGGGGAGCUUGAGAGGGAUAUUGAACAGGCUGGUGGGGCUGUGUUGGAGUCGGGGUAUGAGAAGGAUAAUUGGUGGGCUAUUGCGAGACUCAGAUGAGUAUCUCGAUGAUAUUUACUUGUGCUA
Messenger RNA from Alternaria rosae, 852 nucleotides. RefSeq names its product S-adenosyl-L-methionine-dependent methyltransferase. The transcript is spliced from 3 exons. Gene Ontology annotation, molecular function: tRNA binding; S-adenosylmethionine-dependent methyltransferase activity. Lineage: Eukaryota; Fungi; Ascomycota; Dothideomycetes; Pleosporales; Pleosporaceae. Gene Ontology annotation, cellular component: cytoplasm; nucleus. The coding region runs from base 52 to 825 and encodes 257 amino acids. The record is from RefSeq and is a predicted model, not a curated record. Gene Ontology annotation, biological process: tRNA wobble uridine modification.